GAGAAUAGAGCCAGAAAACAAGGCGCAAAACAUACGAGUGUCGUUCCCCCGUUCCGCUGUUCCGCCCUACCGCCGUUCUGCCGUGUCCGUUGUUCCGCGGCUCCAUUCUACCCGUUAUCCAUCGCCCGGCUAUGUGUUUAUGAAGUGCGUGAAUGAAGUGCCACAAAACGUUGCGGAAACCGUUUGCUGGCCCAUAAAUUGGCCAGCCUGUACGGAUACGCCUGCUGUGCUUCGCAGUGGCCCAAAGUCGCUGUCGAUGCCGUUGAUAAUGCGGUUGGCGCUGGCUGUGCCAGGAGCGGAGCUCGUGCCAGGCCGUAAUUGUCACACGAACGACACUCAAUGCGAUACCAACAAAAGCGGCAACAACAAAUCCAACAUUGCCACAACAAUAUAACAAGCAGCCAACCCAAGAAACAAAAAACAAAAACCAACAAAAGUAUUUGCCACCAGCACCACCGGACGGACCCAAAGCCAAGGCCAAGAACGGAACUUUGCGUCAUGAAACAACAGAAACAAUAGCUGCCACAACCACAGAAAUAUAAUUAACUAAAACCAGCAAGGACAGCAGCAAGUACCAGCGAGAAGAGAGCCCGAUCCGAAGAUGGUCCUAAGCACCGAAUGGUCACAGGUGGAGGUUAUCGAUCUGAUCAACGAUGGCAAUGGCCUCGGAUUCAUUCUGGUCGGUGGCCGCAGCACGGGCGUCGUGAUCAAGGCCUUGACGCCCGGCGGCGUUGCGGAGCGGGACGGGCGACUGCAGCUGGGCGAUCACCUGCUGCAGAUCGGGGAGGUGAAUCUGCGCGGCUUCAGCUCGGAGCAGGUGGCCACAGUUCUUCGUCAGACCGGAGCUCAGGUGCGUCUGAUUGUGGCGCGGCCGAUAGAGCCGACUGCCAUCGACUACCAAACGCUGGCCAGUCAUGCGCCAAUUAUACCAACUAAGCUCCUCUCCGACCCGGAAGAACUGUCGCGUCAUCUCUUCCAGAAUCCCAGCUUCUCCAUUGCGGCAGCUGUUGCGGCGGCUGCGGCUGCCUCUGGAACUGGAACUGGCGGCUCUGUGGAUGUCUCGAGUCUGGUGGGUCUGGUGCGGGGCGGACCAGCGGACGCGGACUCCGAUCUGGCCACAGCCGAGCCGCUGGCACACCUCCAGCUGGGCGAGCUGACGGACCUCGCCGACUUCCCCCUGCCGCCCAUACCGCCGCACAUGAUUGGCAGCCACAGCAGCGGAUCGAUGGACGCCAAUGGGCGACAGUGUCCGCGCGACCUGGACAUUGUGCCCUUCUCCAUACUCUCGCCGCCGCCGCGUCCCGCCCUGCAGCUAGCGCUGGAGCCGCGCUGGAGAACGAGGGACGGGCAGGAGGAGGAGGAGGAGGAGGAGGAGGAGCGGGACGAUCGGCAUAUUGAGACUGUGAUAGCCGGCAGCAAACUGUCGGCCGACGAGAAGGAGGAGGACAACGAUGACGACGAGAGGGACUCCGCCUCUGCCUCUGGCUCGCCCUCGUACAUGGACUCCCCGGAGACGGAGACCUACGUCGUGGAGCUGCACAAGAACGUCUACGGGCUGGGCAUUACCGUGGCCGGCUAUGUGUGCGAGGAGGAGGACCUGUCCGGCAUCUUCGUCAAGAGCAUCAUCGAGGGCAGCGCCGCAGAGACGAGCGGCCAGAUACAGAUCAACGAUCGCAUUGUCGCCGUCGACGGACGCUCCCUGUCCGGCGUGACGAACCACCAGGCCGUGGAGCUGCUGCGCAACACGGACAUCGAGGUGCACCUGACGCUGGAGCGUUUCCUGCGCGGUCGCAAGUUCGAGCACCUGCAGGUGGCCCUCACGCAGAUGAAGGGACGCAGCGCACCCUGCCCCGCGGACAACGAUGGCGACGGACAGUCGCAGCUGUCGAUGCCGGGCUCACCCUCGAUAGCCACGCUCAGCUGGCUGCCACCCAAGUCCCUCGAUGCCGAGUCGAUUGCCACCGAGGGUGAGGCGGAGGCAGCCGAUGAGGAUGAGCCGCCAGAGUUCGGCAAUCUCCCAGAUCUGCCCUCGCGGGACACCGUCGAGUCGAACAUGUCGCACGUGCUGGACCGCAGCGAUCACAGUGGACCCGCGACCAAAGCGCCCAGACUGCCCCCUCCGACUCUGACCAAUGGCCAGCUGACGCGGAGCAGAAGCCACGGCCUGCCAGCGGCGGCGGAUGACAGUGGCAACGACACCGACGAGCAGUGUCCAGAGCCCGGGGCGGACCACGACUUGGAGCCCGAUGCCGCACAGAGUCGAACGCCCACCAAUGAGCUAGUUGGAGCGGCUCCCAUGGGGGUCAAGGGUGAGACUGUGGCUGUGGCUGUGGCUGAGGCCAGUCCGAGUGCCGCCUCGCUGCGCGUGGCCUGGAAAAGUGAGUUUCCCGACAGUGAAAUUUUAGUUGCCGAAAUAAAUAAACUUUCAGGUCUAGGGAUCAGCCUCGAGGGCACCGUCGACGUCGAGUGCGGCAUUGAGAAGCGUCCGCAUCACUACAUACGCUCCAUACUCGAGGACGGUCCCGUCGGCCGUCAGGGCAUCCUGCGGCCCGGCGACGAGCUGCUCCAGGUCAACGAGCACAAGCUCCAGGGACUGCGACACAUCGAUGUGGUCAAGAUCCUCAAGGAGCUGCCCGCGCGCGUUAAGCUCGUGUGUGCGCGCGGCACACGGGUGCCCUCCGUCAUCAAUACGUCGCAGAAUGCGGAGGCCUUCGAGACGCGCAGUCUACUGCCCGGAGGCCAUCAGAGCCUGCAGAAUUUGCUCAGCAAGGCGCAGUCGGAGAGCUCCCUGUACACGUCCAGCACGGCGACGCUGACGGAUGCUGCUGGAGCGGGAGCUGGAGCUGGAGCGGGAGCGGGAGGCAAUGGCAGCCAGCAGCGCUCCAAGUCACUGGAGAACGUGUCCGGUUUGGCGCUGUGGAGCUGCGAGGUGACAGCCGUCGACAUUGAGAAGACGGAGCAGGGCUUUGGCUUCUCCAUACUCGACUACCAGGAUCCGCUCGACUCGGAGGGCAGUGUGAUUGUGAUACGCGGCCUGAUACGCGGUGGUGCUGCGGAGGCAACCAACGAGAUAUAUCCCGGCGAUCGUCUCAUGAGUGUCGGCGAACACCUGCUCCAAGGCCUCGAGCUGGACGAGGCCGUCUCCAUACUGAAGGCCAUGCCGCCGGGCCUCACGCGUCUCGGCAUCUGUCGGCCCCUGUCCACGUCGGACAGCAACAGCAACAGCAACAUAGCCUCACCGCUGGGCGACUCGGCCAGCACAUAGUGACAGUGGCCACUCCUCGCUGGACGCCCAGACAGAGAUCUAUUCUCAAUGUAUUAUAUGGCCCUUAUAUCAGCGAUGUGAAGGCAACAGAAACUAGAACCAGCAGCAGCAGCAGCAGCAGCAGAGGAACCCACAACAAAUUGAAAGCCCGCAACUAUGUAUCAAAGGGGGAGCACUGAGCAUCGGAGCAAUUUGUAUGUAGCUUAGUAUAUUCCAUGCCCACACACAUUACUAUUAAAUUAUAUAGAAACAAACAAACAUACUCGUACACACACACACAGAGAGAGAGAGAGAGAGAGAGAGAACUUCCCGAGCAAACGAGGAUGAAAACUAAAAAUGAAUAAAUAAAUAAAUAUAGCAUGGCACGGGUACGAUUCUAAGAUAUCACAGAUUGUUGUAUCAAUAAAUUAUUAAUAACAAUAACGAGCAGAGAGGCAGAGAGGCAGAGAGCAGAGAGGCUAUAAAAAAGUUGUCACCAUCAAAAGUUGGACAUCAACGAAGCCAGAAAAACAAUUUUCCAAAAGCAGCAACAAGAAUGGAAUGAAAUUUAUUCACACAAAAAUAUUGCAAAACAUUUUUCCAGUUUAGCAUGCAGAUGAGUAUGAGAAUGAGCAUGAUGAUAGGCGCCCUGGUAGUUGCUCUCACAUAUCCCCCCAAUGACAGUGUCCCCAAAUCCAACCCCAACCCCAACCCCAACCCCACCUCACACUGAGCCCGCUGUAAAUAUUCGAGAGAUUAUUUUGAUUGUCCUUUUCGGAUUUAUGUAGCAUAAAAUUUACAAUUCCUAGCAAGUAAACGAGUAAAUCAUUUAUAUAUAGAAAUGUAUGCAACUAGGAACUCUGUGGGGGCGGGCUGUGUCGAUGGGCGUGACUGUCACAGAUUGCUUUACUUAAGCCUAGGUUCUAAGUAGCUAAAACUCACAGACACACAAAACACUUCUCAGUUCUCCCACACUAAAGCAGAGAAAAACGAAACCAUUUUGAAAUUGUAUAAAAAGUGAAAAUUGAAAAUUGGAUAGAAUUCUUCGGGUUAGUCAUGUAGAUAUAUAACUACAUUUAUGGUGUAUAUGUAGAUACCACAAAAUGCUUUGCCUAUGCAUAAACUUACUUAUACAAUUGACGACCAAGCAAAAGUAAAACUUUAUAUUUAGCGGCAGGAUCUAACCUAAAACACACAACACACACACACACACACACACCACACUGAACUAAUGUAGACCAGAGAGCGAGAGAGGGAGAGAGAGAGGACACGCGAGUGAAAAGGCAGACAAAGGACACUUGACUUUCCUCCACACCCACUCCACCUCUGAUGAUAGAAAUUAUUAAAUAUAAAACAAAAGCUUGUUAGUGAUACUAAUUUUAAAUGAAUGAAAAAAAUAACAAAAAAAAACAAAACCAUGUUUGAUAAUACUUGGCGUUUACAUUGUUAUCGGAACUCUACAUAAAUUUCCUUUGUUACGAAAGCGAAUUCGAUUUCAUCUGUAAAUAGAGUUGCAUAUAUUUCCACACACACACACACAUCAAGUACGGUUAGGCUGCUUUAGCUAUUUAUAGGACAACUCGCCACACGAAAUACCAAUUAAGAUGCAUACACCCCAAGACAGUGCGUUUCAGAAAUGUAGGAGCAUGUAAAAAUGUAAAAAGUUCUUUGAGAUUUAGUGAUUCAAAUCGAUGACUGAAACUGCAUAAUAGAACAUCAAAGUUAUGUGAACAUUUUUUGAUAAGUGAAAUCAUAUUUUCAACAUUUUAAAACUAUUGGUUUCAGCUCUAAUUUGCAACUCAGUUUAAACAAAUAAUUUGCAGUAGUUCCUCAAAUGUUUCCACAACUAAGUACCAUAUCGAUUUCCGCAUGCUUCUUGCUCUGAAACGCACUGUACCUACAUGAAGCCAUGCAUACAUAGGAAACCACACACACACACACACAAUCAUGCACACACUCUCGCCAGAGGAGACUCUUUUGCAGCAUAAAAGUAAACAAGUUCCAAGCAAAUCUAACGAAAAAAAAAACAUAAAAACUACA
Drosophila guanche is the source of this 5284-nucleotide messenger RNA. Its product is annotated as patj homolog. Gene Ontology annotation, molecular function: protein binding. Bases 602 to 3265 code for a protein of 887 amino acids. NCBI's taxonomy places the organism in Eukaryota, Metazoa, Arthropoda, Insecta, Diptera, Drosophilidae. The transcript has 3 exons. The record is from RefSeq and is a predicted model, not a curated record.